Dioscorea cayenensis subsp. rotundata (Guinea yam) is the source of this 1485-nucleotide messenger RNA. RefSeq lists its product as uncharacterized. Lineage: Eukaryota; Viridiplantae; Streptophyta; Magnoliopsida; Dioscoreales; Dioscoreaceae. Gene Ontology annotation, cellular component: Golgi apparatus. The record is from RefSeq and is a predicted model, not a curated record. Gene Ontology annotation, molecular function: antiporter activity; UDP-xylose transmembrane transporter activity. The transcript has 7 exons. Bases 75 to 1217 code for a protein of 380 amino acids.
CCCAUUUCUCUUCCUUCUUCUUUGCUUACGCUCUUCUUCUCAUUCACUUCACUUUUGUCUCUGAGACUGAGAGGAUGCUCUGCAGCAGGAGAGUGAUGAGUUGUUUUGUGGGGAAUGAUGUUAGGAAGCUCUUGAAGCGCAAGGACAGUGAUGCUUCUGAUAGAGCUAAAAUGGUAGAAGAGCUUCAAGCUUCCAUCUUUAGUGAGCUUCGAACAUCGGAGGGUGCCAACCGCCUGCAGCAGCGAGUCUGUGGUCCAACGGUUUCGCUGACAUUCAAUUUCUUGGUUUCAGUCGCAAUAAUUCUAGUAAACAAGCUGGUUCUUGGGAAAGUUGGUUUCAAUUACCCGAUCUUUUUGACGCUAAUUCAUUAUGUUCUGAGCUGGUUUCUGAUGGUGAUCUUGCAUGCAUUCUCACUUCUUCCGGUGUCCCCUCCUUCUAAAGCUACUCCAUUAUCUACUCUUUUCGCUCUAGGCCUCGUCAUGUCUCUUUCUACUGGCCUUGCAAAUAUUAGCUUAAAGUACAAUAGUGUGGGUUUUUAUCAAAUGGCUAAGAUUGCUGUCACGCCAACUAUUGUUCUUGCUGAAUUCAUGCUCUUUGCAAAGACUGUUUCCUACCAGAAGGUUCUAGCACUAACUGUGGUGUCUGUUGGCGUAGCUGUUGCAACGGUUACCGAUCUUGAGUUCGACCUUUUCGGAGCUUGUAUCGCAUUGGCAUGGAUAAUACCCAGCGCAGUCAAUAAGAUUCUAUGGUCGAACCUUCAGCAGCGUGACAACUGGACAGCUUUAGCAUUAAUGUGGAAGACGACACCAAUCACCAUAUUCUUCUUGGUGGGUAUGAUGCCAUGGCUUGAUCCUCCAGGUGCUCGAUCAUUCAAUUGGAACCUCUACAACACAUCAGCUAUUUUUCUGUCAGCUGCCCUCGGGUUUCUGCUUCAAUUGUCAGGCGCGUUGGCUCUUGGGGCAACCUCGGCAACAUCUCAUGUUGUUCUUGGUCAGUUUAAAACAUGUGUUAUUCUGCUUGGAGGAUUUCUGUUAUUCGACUCAGUUCCGGGCAUGCCAAGUCUCUGUGGAGCAAUCACUGCUCUUGCCGGCAUGUCCUUGUAUACUUACCUCAAUUUGCAAGAUACUCGGCAAUCAUCUUUUUUGACAACUAAAAUGAAACUCAUUAAAGAGAGUAGUGAAUCAUGCAACGGAGAUUGUACAGCUGAAUCUGUUUGAGACGAGUAAUUUAACUGUUGGGCACAUCGAAAGUUCGAGUCAUGGAUUGACGGGUUAUCACUGAUCAGUUGUAAAUGGAGUGUAAAUCAUACAAAUGAACACAUACAACAAAAUGUUGCCUGAAAAGUGUUUUCUUUGUUCAAUAAAUUUUGUCGAUAUCUUUACGUCUUCAAUAGCAAAGGAUUAUACUGAAACUCAGGGCACUCGAAUGUAAUGUUGUAAAUGCUGGUGGAUUUUUGCUCAAUAUCUUUGCUUUAAUUUUUCCUGA